CAGCCGCGGGCUGAGCGCGGAGCCGCGGCGGGCGCAGGAUACGGGCCGGGGCGCGAGCCGAGCGCAGUCUGCCGGGCCGAGCGGGCGGAGCGAGCCGAGCGGGGCCGAGCGCGCGGGCGGCGGCGGCGGCGGGCGGAGCGGAGCGCGGCGCGCCGGGGCCGCCGCCGGGGGGAUGCGGCUGCCUCCCCGGGCCGGGGUGUAGAGAGGGCGGGUCCCCGGCCUCGGGAGCGCGGCGGUGGAGGGGACAUAGGAGGCGGCCAUGGCGACCCCCGGCAACCUAGGGUCCUCAGUCCUGGCGAGCAAGACCAAGACCAAGAAGAAGCACUUCGUAGCGCAGAAAGUGAAGCUGUUUCGGGCCAGCGACCCGCUGCUCAGCGUCCUGAUGUGGGGGGUAAACCACUCGAUCAAUGAACUGAGCCAUGUUCAAAUCCCUGUUAUGUUGAUGCCAGAUGACUUCAAAGCCUAUUCAAAAAUAAAGGUGGACAAUCACCUUUUUAACAAAGAAAACAUGCCGAGCCAUUUCAAGUUUAAGGAAUACUGUCCGAUGGUCUUCCGUAACCUGCGGGAGAGGUUUGGAAUUGAUGAUCAAGAUUUCCAGAAUUCCCUGACCAGGAGCGCACCCCUCCCCAACGACUCCCAGGCCCGCAGUGGAGCUCGUUUUCACACUUCCUACGACAAAAGAUACAUCAUCAAGACUAUUACCAGUGAAGACGUGGCGGAAAUGCACAACAUCCUGAAGAAAUACCACCAGUACAUAGUGGAAUGUCAUGGGAUCACCCUUCUUCCCCAGUUCUUGGGCAUGUACCGGCUUAAUGUUGAUGGAGUUGAAAUAUAUGUGAUAGUUACAAGAAAUGUAUUCAGCCACCGUUUGUCUGUAUAUAGGAAAUACGACUUAAAGGGCUCUACCGUGGCUAGAGAAGCUAGUGACAAAGAAAAGGCCAAAGAACUGCCAACUCUGAAAGAUAAUGAUUUCAUUAAUGAAGGCCAAAAGAUUUAUAUUGAUGACAACAACAAGAAGGUCUUCCUGGAAAAACUAAAAAAGGAUGUUGAGUUUCUGGCCCAGCUGAAGCUCAUGGACUACAGUCUGCUAGUGGGAAUUCAUGAUGUGGAGAGAGCCGAACAGGAAGAAGUGGAGUGUGAGGAGAACGAUGGGGAGGAGGAGGGCGAGAGCGAUGGCACCCACCCGGUGGGAACCCCCCCAGAUAGCCCCGGGAAUACACUGAACAGCUCACCACCCCUGGCUCCCGGGGAGUUCGAUCCGAACAUCGACGUCUAUGGAAUUAAGUGCCAUGAAAACUCACCUAGGAAGGAGGUGUACUUCAUGGCAAUUAUUGACAUCCUUACUCAUUAUGAUGCAAAAAAGAAAGCUGCCCAUGCUGCAAAAACUGUUAAACAUGGCGCUGGCGCGGAGAUCUCCACCGUGAACCCAGAACAGUAUUCAAAGCGCUUUUUGGACUUUAUUGGCCACAUCUUGACGUAACCUCCUGCGCAGCCUCGGACGGACAUGAACAUGGGAUGGACAGAGGUGGCUUCGGUGUAGGAAAAAUGAAAACCAAACUCAGUGAAGUACUCAUCUUGCAGGAAGCAAACCUCCUUGUUUACAUCUUCAGGCCAAGAUGACUGAUUUGGGGGCUACUCGCUUUACAGCUACCUGAUUUUCCCAGCAUCAUUCUAGCUAUUUCUGACUUUGUGUGUGUGUGUGUGUGUGUGUGUGUGUGUGUGUGGGUUGGGGGGGGUGAGUGUGUGUGCGUGUGUCCAUUUUAAAAGUCAUAAAUUAAUUAAAACAGAUCCACUUUGGUCAGAAUGUGUCCCAACAAAGACCCUUUGAUUCCAGCUAUGGCCGAAUGAGUGAGUGAGUGAGUGAAUGAACACACGUGUGGGGAGGGGAGAAGGAAGUGCGUGUCAGGCAUCGUGUUGGCAUCACACAACAAACUGUGGAUCAGUUUUUUUUUUUUUUUUUUUUUUGGAGUUGAAAGUUGUGAGACAGUAUUCAGAAUAAUGAAGAUAAUAAUAAUGAUUAUUACAAUAAUGAUGAUGAUUCCAAGGAAAAAACCUACAGCGAAUGUUCCACUUCUACCCCGCACGCAGACACUCCCUAACACUGGUAACCUGAGCCCCCAGCACUGGACGGAAGAAUGCUGGCGUCUCCGUGUGUACUGGUUCAGGGUUCUGGCCCCAGCCUUGUCAGGACCCCCUGGUGUCCAGAGCCCCCACCCCUCCCCCAACAAGCAGCUGAUGCCCCAGUGAUUCUCUAUACAUUUUUCACCUCGGCCAAUAUGUCCAGGAAAACUGCUUACUUCUCUUUUCUUGCCUGGAGCCUUCAUUGUUACACCCUUAUGUUGCAAUAUAGGAAUUAAUGCUACAAAAUAAAAGUAAAGCUUAUCUGAAAAGUGCAUAGUUUGGGGCAAUGGUAUCUACAUCUCCCACUGUGGGAAAACCAGCAAAGCAUCAAAACUCUCAAUUCUGUUACCAAAUGCAGAUCUGAAUUAUAAGAUGUUUAUGUUUGACCAUUGUUUCAACAAUGGGAUUUUGUUACGAAUUAUCCCUUUAACUGAAACCCUCAGUUUUACUGUUUACAUUAUUAGGAAAACAGGGAUAUCUUUUGAAUCUAAAAAUUUGAUGUACAGCAUGUGAUUUUUGAAGUUUACAUGUAGAGUUACAGUAUAGGUGAAAUAACGUUUGUCAUAUUUUGAGACGUAUCCUGCAGUCAUGUUUUUACGUGAGUGUUUUAGUCAAAGUACAUGGUAGACAGUCUUUCACAAUAAAAGGAAAAGGAUUUUGUUUUCCUCCAAAUGUACAUUUAUCAACCUAAUGAUUUUUUUAAAAAGAGAUUUCGCCCCAGUCUGGUUUAUGAAAGUUCAUUGCCCUAAACUGUGCUGAUUGUUUCUAAUCAAGUUAUAAAUUUCCAACCUAGAUCAUGUAUCUGCCAGCUCUCCUGCAUUUUCCAAAAGGCAUUGAGCUUAAAUAUUAGUCUUGCUUAGAGUAGGUUAUCCACUUAUACGCUGCGCUAAAGCCAUGCCUUUGAAACUCCUUGUUUAAAACAUGAUAUGAUUUUUGUGGGCAGUUUCAGAAAAGAAAACAAACAAAAAUCUACCCUUUAAUUAUUACUUGCAACUCAACAGAUCUCCCUGCCGUACUGCCUUUUCCAGGAACUUUACUUCAGGGCUGUCCAGAUUGCAGUUGUGCCCAGUGUAUGUGGAUCUAGUUCACAGAGUCUUUGGAAGCCAGCAGUGCCCCCCCUAUACUGUCCACUGAUUUUAUGUAGAUUUGGUAUCCUCAGCAGACAAUGUUAACACCACUGUAACAUAGUGUACAAAUUCAUAUUUUAUGUAUUUAAAGUAAUCCAUACUAUGAUUUGGUUUUUCCCUGCACCAUUAAUUCUGGCAUCAGAUCAGUUUUUGUGUUCUGAAGUUCUACUGUGGUUUGACCCAAGACCACAACCGUGAGACCCUGAAGUAAAGAUAAGGUACACAUACAUUAUUUGAGUAACUAUUUCCUUGGGGGCCAAUCUGUGUAUGCUUUUAGAAGUUUACAGAAUGCUUUUAUUUUUGUCUAUAACAGUCUGUCAUUUAUUUCUGUUGAUAAACUAUUUGGACAGAGUGAGGACGUUUGCCCUGUUAUCUCCUAGUGCUAACAAUACACUCCAGUCAUGAGCCGGGCUUUACAAAUAAAGCACUUUUGAUGACUCACAA
Pongo pygmaeus (Bornean orangutan) is the source of this 3692-nucleotide messenger RNA. RefSeq names its product phosphatidylinositol-5-phosphate 4-kinase type 2 alpha (gene PIP4K2A). The record is from RefSeq and is a predicted model, not a curated record. The transcript is spliced from 10 exons. The coding region runs from base 260 to 1480 and encodes 406 amino acids. Gene Ontology annotation, molecular function: 1-phosphatidylinositol-5-phosphate 4-kinase activity; 1-phosphatidylinositol-4-phosphate 5-kinase activity. Lineage: Eukaryota; Metazoa; Chordata; Mammalia; Primates; Hominidae. Gene Ontology annotation, biological process: phosphatidylinositol phosphate biosynthetic process. Gene Ontology annotation, cellular component: plasma membrane.